Paramecium octaurelia is the source of this 929-nucleotide messenger RNA. NCBI's taxonomy places the organism in Eukaryota, Ciliophora, Oligohymenophorea, Peniculida, Parameciidae. The record is from the annotation of a GenBank genome assembly.
AUGUUUGAGAGUUCAGUUGAUUCGGAAUUCAAAGGACCCAUCCCACCUCUAUUGAGCAGUAGGGUUGGGUUUCAGGAAGGAGAUCUAUAAUAAUAUAGUUUGAGCAGUUUUCAUCAAUAAAUUCCCAUGUCUUUGGUCAGGCAAAAGACUUUUGGUAUUAAGAAAUCGGAAAAUCAAUCUGUUUAUGAUAACGAAGAAAUUCAAUAUGGAUCUAAGCCUUAAUUUUUGAAAACAAUUAUCGCCAAGAGUUUGCAGAGUAAUUUCAUAAACAAUUUGUGGAAUAGAUCGUAUUUGAGAAAAUUAAAUCAAUUAAGCUUUUUUUAAAUUUAAUAAUUGGACGACCUCCAGAUUGUCAGUGAUGGAAAUGAAUAUAAUAGGGCACCCCAAUUGUGGAUUAUGGUGGAUGUAUUUACACCCUUCAGCAAAUUCAUUGCAUUUUGGGAUGCAUUUUAAAUAAUUACAUAUCUCCUAAUUUUCUUUUGGUUGCCCUACAAAAUAUCAUUCGAUAUUUAUCACAUAAGUGAAUUGUUCUCUGAAACCAAAAAUGCCAUCAUAGAAUACAUGUUGAUGAUUAUUUUGGCCUUGGAUAUCGGAGUGGGCAUGAAUUUAGCUUUUAUUGAAAAAGGACAAUUAAUAAAGGACAGAAAAAGAAUAAUUGUAAACUAUUUCAAUAAGAAUGCAUUUGUCGAUUUAGUAACUAUUUGUAUAUAUUUAUGCGGUUUCCUUUUUCACAGUGACAGUCCAAUUUUUUGUACCAAGUCUGAGUUCCAAAGAUUACACCAUGAUCUUCAUCCAGUCAAUUCUCUGCGUUGUCUUUUAUAUAUUGAGGAUAACCAAAAUAAACAAGAUCUUAGCUCAAAUUUAAGAGUACAUAAUUUGUAUUCUAUUUAGGUUUUUUAAUCUAAGCGGCUACCUGAAUGAUUUAGUUG